UAAUUUGGUAUAAAUACACCAACUUUCCCCGAUUUUGAAAUUAGACACGGGCUUUAAAAUCUUCCUGACAAUACACAACCUUUGCACCCAUUUUUAAUUUUGGCCCGCCUAAAUUUUCCGAUCAAAUACGUGGCAAUACUGAUCCGACGUGUACAUUUGUCAUCCAACCUGUACAUUGACAAUAAUGACAUGGCUUUUUUUAAUUCCAAAACGUGCACAUUUUGGGAAAAACCCUAGAAACGUUGUCGUCUUGUAUCCAUUCGUUGAUUUCCUAAUUAGGGUUGCGAAAAAAACUGAAACUUGAAGAAAUCGUCGAGGAAGGUCGAAGAUGGCAGAUAGGUAAGUGAAAUUUGCAAAUGUAUGAAAUUUAAUGAAUUUAGUGUGUGAAUAAGUUGAUUUAGCUGUGUCUUUUCUUGUAUUGUUAAUUUUGCAGUUCGUUUAGAAUGUUUAUACAACAUGGUGGGCGAUUUCAUGAAACUAAUACUGGGGGUGAACAAUAUUAUGGUGGAAAAACUGAGUGUCGUAGUGGGUUAGAUACUGAUUUCUUUGGCUACUUCGAUUUAAUUGACGAAGUUAAAAAGUUAGGAUAUGAGUCAUGGGAAAAUAUUUGGUGUAAGGAGCUGGAUUCAAAUGCUUUUAGCUUACUUGAGGACGACAAUGAUGUUCUUUCUAUGUUAAGUCAGUUGACUCCAAAUCGUAGACAUAUUAGAGUAUAUGUUGAGGGUGAUAAGAAGCCUGCAUUGUCAAUUGGAGAGGGUAAUAUGGUUGUUGGAGAAGAAACUGCUCAUAAAUUGGGUGCAACUCAUGAAGCAAGCCCUGAGGUGCAGCGACCUACAAAGAAGUCUAAGGGUAAGGAGAAAUUAACUGAUAAUGUUAAGGGUAAGGGUAAGGAGAAGGUGGUAGAGACUGUAAGAGAGACUGUCAAUGAAAAAGUUAGGGAUAAAUUUAGUGAUAAACACACUAAGAAGGUUACUAAGAAGGUUAGUGAAAGCAUUGAUGAACUGAUGACUGAAAAAAUUACUGAGAAGGUUAAUGAAAAGGAGAGUGAGAAGGUUAGUGAGAGGCAAGUUGAUAGAGUCACUGAAAGUGAGAGAGUCCAACUGAAUGAUCAGGUCAGUGAGGAAGAAAGUGAUGAUGAUUAUGUUCCUAGAGAUGGGGAGGAAACUGAAGAUAGCUUAAGUGAUAGAGAGUUAGCUGAUGAGGAUGAGGAAUACAUGUCAAGCCGUAGGGAUAUUAGAAUUGACAGAGACACCUUUAAUGAUAUUGGAAGAUGCAUUGCCGCAACAAUUGAUGAUGAGGCAGUGGAUGACCAAGCUUUGGCUAUAUCUGAGUAUGAGGAUAGUACAGAUGGAAAUUGCCCCUAUGAAAGUGAUGAAGAGUCUGAUGGUGAAAAAAACAGGGUGAGGAAGGUUACUUAUGAUCCAAGAUGUGAUCAUAAAAGAUUGGAGAUUGAACUAGGAAUGAGAUUUGCAAGUGGGAAACAGUGCAGGGAUGCUUUGACAACCAAAGCAAUUUGUGAGGGAUGGAAUCUGCAUUUUAGUAGGGUGGGUAGUAGAAAAUGUGAGGCAAGAUGUGAGGAUCCUUGCAAUUGGAGAUGCUAUGGCAGUGUGGUUGAGAAAGAGGGAACUUUCGUGAUCAAAUAUCUUACAUCAAAGCCUCAUACAUGUAGAAGAAGAAGAGAUAACUUACUAGUGAGUUCAAAUUGGAUAGCAAGACAGUAUUUGAAUGUCUUUAGGAUGAGGCAGAAUUUUACAAUUGAUGAUUUGAGGGCUGAUAUUUGUGAGAGAUAUGGCACAGAACCGAAGGCAAACAGAUUGUACAAAGCAAAAUCACUUGCUUUGGAAACAUUGAGGGGUUCAGUGACUGCUCAUUAUGCCAAAUUGAGGAGUUACUUGGCUGAAAUGAUGACCAGUGAUCCAGAGGGGAAAUUUGAGCUAUUAUGCAGCGAAGGAGCUAUCUUUAGAGGGCUGUACAUUGGUUUCAGCUCAUUGGUGAAAGGGUUCAAAGCUGGGUGUAGACCAAUAAUAGGACUAGAUGGAUGUUUUCUGAAAACACAUCUAGGUGGGAUUUUGCUUUGUGCUGUGAGUAAAGAUGGUAAUAAUCAGAUGUAUCCAUUGGCUUGGGCUGUUGUGGAGGUGGAGAAUGAAGAAAACUGGAAGUGGUUCAUUGAAAGACUGAUGGAGCAGUUGGGGACAGAACAAGGUGGAGGUUACACCUUCAUUUCUGACCAACAAAAGGGACUGACAAAAUCAUUGGCAGAUUUAGCACCUAUGGUCGAGCAUAGGAAUUGUGCUAGACAUGCCUAUGCAAACUGGAACAAGAAGAAUAAAGGCAUUCAUUUGAAGAACAUGUUUUGGAGUUGUGUAAGAAGUACAUAUUUGGAGGAGUGGCAGAUGGCAGUUGAUGAAAUGAGGAAGGAGAAUGAGCAAGCCUAUCUUGACUUCAUGGAGAGAGAACCGGCCAAAUUCUGUAAGGCUUUCAUUAGUACCCAUUGUAAAUGUGAUAUGGUUGAUAAUAACAUAAGUGAAACUUUUAAUGGGUACAUAGUUAAGUCUAGAGGAAAGCAUAUUAUUACUAUGUGUGAGGAAAUAAGAUGUUAUGUGAUGGAGAGGCAGUAUAAGAAGCUUAGUGAGGCUGGCUCUAUGAAAGAUACUAUGUGUUUUAGAAUUAGGAAGACUGUUGAGGAGUUGAAGUUCAAAAGUAGGUACUGUGAUGUUCAUCCAGCUGUUGGUGGUUUAUACGAGGUGCAUCUUUAUGAUGAUAAGUUCAUUGUUAGUCUUGAGGAAAAGGUGUGUAGUUGUAGAUCAUGGGAGUUAAGUGGGAUCCCAUGUCUUCAUGCUACUGCUGCAAUCAUGUACAUGAAAGAGGGGGUGGAGGAAUAUGUGCAUGAUUACUACAGCAUUGAGAGGUAUAAGAGAGCUUAUGAGAAUGGAAUCAAACCUUUAAGAGGUGAGAAGAUGUGGCCUCAUGCAGAGGGUUGGCCUGUUCAGCCACCUGCAUUUUCAAAGAGGGCAGGAAGGCCAAAAAAAAAGAGGGUUAGAGAACAUAACGAGAAACAGCCCACCAACCCAAACAAAUUGAGAAGAUUUGGGCUUGUAAUGACAUGUAAGAACUGUUGGCAGAAGGGGCACAAUACAAGAGGAUGCAAGAAUGAGAAGUGUGAUCCACCAGCCAAGGAAAAGAGAAGAAGAGGCAGACCAGCAAAAGCUCAUUCAGAGGCUCAAUCAAGCCAAGUAACUGGAACAGAGACUAGCUCUCUUACAAAUGCAUCCUCUGCCCCAAAUCCUCCUAAUCCUCGAGCUCCCACAUCACUCCCACUCCAAGUUAAGAAAACAAUUGCAAAGGAGAGAGCACUUGCUAGGAAAGGAAUUGGCACGAUGGUUACAGAGUCAUGGAACAUCUAUUUCAGGGGUUCUAGCAAUCAAAAAGGUUCAAAAUUCAUCAAUCCAAGGAAGGUAUCUGAGCUCCCAAACACUCAAGAAAGCGGGAAUGAUGGAGUGUAAUGGAGUAAAGAGAACUCAAGCAAGUGUAAUAGAUGGUCUAGGCAUCAACAAUGAUAAAAAUUAUGGUUUAGUAAUCCAUGUAUUAUUAUGAUAUUUGAGACAACUUUUUCAUUUGUUGUAAGAAUUCUGGUACAAUGUGAUUGAAUCUAAUUUCCAAUCAAUUUGUGUUAUGUA
Messenger RNA from Salvia miltiorrhiza (redroot sage), 3677 nucleotides. RefSeq lists its product as uncharacterized. The record is from RefSeq and is a predicted model, not a curated record. NCBI's taxonomy places the organism in Eukaryota, Viridiplantae, Streptophyta, Magnoliopsida, Lamiales, Lamiaceae. Gene Ontology annotation, molecular function: zinc ion binding. The transcript has 4 exons. The coding region runs from base 444 to 3503 and encodes 1019 amino acids.